UUUACAGUCGACGUCGACCGCUGCUCCAGUUUCUCGUCAACAACACGUAGACGAUGACUCUAUUUCCUAUCAUUCCAUUUCACUUGACGAUUGCGCAGCCAUGCCCGAGUGGGACGAUGAGCAUUGGGACUUUGGCGCCUCGUUCCUGGCCGAUCUGGAUUCUUCCCAUGUGUGGAAUGACACAUUGGAAAGACAACACUUUGGCCCGUUAAAAGACCUCGUCACCACCGGUGGUGGCAAGGCCGAUGGUCAUAGUUUUCAACUUAUCAAGCUAAAUAAGCUAAGUAAUGCUAUCAUAUACAGAUCUAUAACUCUAAUGCACCCUACAUGGUGUGAUAAGUGUGGCGAUUUCAUCUGGGGUCUGCUGAAACAAGCAUCUAAAUGUGAAAACUGUAAUUACACCUGUCAUACCCGAUGUAGAGAGCUGGUGACAUUGGAAUGUCGAUCAGCCGGUUCCUCACUUUCAUCUGGAGAGUUCCCUUCUAUGUAUCCCAAGCUCCUUGACGGUACUCUAGGAACGAUACCAAAGGAACUCCACCUGCCGCCUAUCCCCUUGUCACCAUUUAGUGAUUCCGACAAAGAGAAUGAUACUACCAGCGUGGAAGUGGGUUUUUUUGCAGUAGAUUUUAACUCUUCAAAUUUCUCUUAGUU
Messenger RNA from Strongylus vulgaris, 651 nucleotides. The record is from the annotation of a GenBank genome assembly. Lineage: Eukaryota; Metazoa; Nematoda; Chromadorea; Rhabditida; Strongylidae.